Molecule: messenger RNA, 1899 nt
Organism: Ylistrum balloti
Lineage: Eukaryota; Metazoa; Mollusca; Bivalvia; Pectinida; Pectinidae
Product: cyclin-dependent kinase-like 4
Exons: 12
Coding region: 22-1899 (625 amino acids)
Biological process (GO): protein phosphorylation
Cellular component (GO): nucleus
Molecular function (GO): cyclin-dependent protein serine/threonine kinase activity; ATP binding
Source: RefSeq, a predicted model, not a curated record
GGAUCCACGGCACUGAGGACCAUGGAGAAGUAUGAAAACCUUGGUCUAGUCGGAGAAGGCAGUUAUGGCAUGGUGCUCAAAUGUCGCCACAAGGAAACUGGGCAGCUUGUUGCAAUAAAAAAGUUUCUGGAAAGUGAGGAUGAUAAAAUGGUCAAAAAGAUUGCUCUACGCGAAGUUAGGAUGCUAAAGCAACUACGGCAUGAUCAUCUAGUGAACCUUAUAGAAGUGUUUCGGAGAAAAAAGAGACUCUAUCUAGUGUUCGAAUUUGUGGACCAUACAGUUUUAGAUGAAUUGGAAAAAUGUCCAAAUGGUCUUGAUGAAAACACAGUGAGAAGAAUACUCUGGCAAGUGCUUAAAGGAAUAGAAUUCUGUCAUUUACACAAUAUCAUUCAUAGAGACAUCAAACCAGAGAACAUUUUAGUCAGUAAAUCUGGAAUUGUCAAGUUGUGUGACUUUGGUUUUGCACGAACAUUAGCACAGCCAGGAGAGACAUACACAGACUAUGUUGCUACUCGGUGGUAUCGGGCCCCUGAACUCCUAGUAGGGGACACCAAAUAUGGCAGGGCUGUGGAUGUAUGGGCAAUAGGAUGUUUAUUAGCAGAGAUGUUGACGGGAGAACCACUUUUUCCUGGUGAAUCAGAUAUAGACCAACUUUAUCAUAUAGUCAAGUGUUUUGGAAAUUUAACUCAACGCCACAAGGAAGUGUUUCUAAAUAAUCCUAUGUUUGUUGGUAUGCGGACACCAGAAGUACGAGAAGUUUCACCUCUAGAAAAAAAAUUUACAAGGAUAUCGUCAUUUUCACUAGAUGUAAUGAAGCAAUGUUUGAGACUAGAUCCUGAUGAUCGACCAAGCUGUUCACAGUUGCUGAAGCAUGAGUUUUUCAAUAAGGAUGGAUUUUGUGCCCGAUUUUCUCAGGAUUUGAAACAGCGAAUACAACGUGAAAAUAACAACAAUCCACUUAUCAAAUCUCAGUCAAGUGAAAAAGAGGAUGACAACAAAGACGAUUCCAAGUCAAAUUCAAAGAAAAAGAAAAAGGCAUCACAAGCUGACAACAAAGAUUCAAAGGAUGGCAAGGACAAACAGAAAAAGAAAGUGUCAGAUUCUGAGAAAAACAACAAAAAGUCAAACUAUGUCAAUGGUACUGUGAACAAUGUGAGUCACUCCAAGUCAGGGGAGACAAACGAGCAGACAGACUCAAAAGCAGACAGGAAGUCUGAAAAAGACAAACGGACAGACAAAGAAAAUGUGAAACAGGAUCGAGAGUCAAAAGUGGACAAAUAUGAAAAAGACAAAAGUGAAAAGGAUAAGUAUGAAAAAGACCGUCAUGAUAAAGAGAAUCGACAGGACAAAGACAGAGAUGGGGAAAAUGGUCAUCUGAAGGAGACUUCUGGAAUGAUUCCACCCAUCAACAGCACUGGUCAAACUAUUCAUCUGUCCACCCCACAAUCUAUGCCUUCUAUUGGAAGUCCAAAUAUGGCCAAUGUUUCAACAGUAAACAAUGUGCAUAUAUCAAGUCCAUUGGGUAAUGCCCCAUAUGCGGGGCCUGCUCCGCUGAGGGUAAGUGAUAAAGUUAUUAAGAAAACAUCCAGCAACUUCACAAAGAAGACACUGUUGACAAAUCACCAUAGCAACACCAUCAGUCCCCAGCCACUCCAAUCGGAGAAGAGUUUCCUUCAUGAUAAGUCUCUGACACGUGUCAAAGCUCAUAGUCCAGACAAGAAGGAAAAGGAAAGUCUAAGUUUACCUGAACUGAAAGGUGCUGAAGCUCACCCAUCGAAGAUGAAGUUGAAACAGCGUUCAACCGUUGCCACCAUACCACACAUUACCAACUUGGAUCCUUUCAAUGCUAACACAUCGGGUCAGAGUGAUGACAGAGAUGGAAACUUGCCAGCUGUAUGA